AUGACAAAACCAGGUUACAUAAACGCUGCUUUUCGUUCAUCUAAGAACAACGAAGCUUACUUUUUCAUCAAUGAAAAGUACUUGCUGAUAGAUUACGCUCCAGGAACCACCAACGAUAAAGUUUUGUAUGGACCAACUCCUGUUCGUGAUGGUUUCAAAUCACUCAGUCAAACCAUAUUUGGAAGCUACGGAAUAGACUGUAGCUUCGACACCGAAAACAAUGAAGCAUUCAUCUUUUAUGAGAACUUUUGUGCUCUCAUAGACUAUGCUCCACAUUCCAACAGAGACAAAAUCAUCUUAGGUCCUAAGAAAAUUGCUGACGUGUUUCCUUUCUUCAAAGGAACCGCGUUUGAAACCGGAAUAGACGCGGCAUUCAGAUCAACCUUGGGCAAAGAAGUUUACUUAUUCAAAGGAGAUCAUUAUGCUCGUAUAGACUAUGGAAGCAACAGUAUGGUUAAUAAAGAAAUCAAAAGCAUUAGCAACGGGUUUCCUUGUUUCAGUAACACAAUCUUUGAGAGUGGAACGGAUGCGGCGUUUGCUUCUCACUUGACAGAUGAAGUUUACUUUUUCAAAGAUGAUUACUAUGCACGUGUUAAGGUAACACCAGGCCGAACAGAUGAUAAACUUUUGGGUGGUGUGAGGAAGAUUGUUGACUAUUGGCCAUCUCUUCGUGGCAUUAUACCUCUUGAGAAUUAA
This is a messenger RNA of Lathyrus sativus (Indian pea), 696 nucleotides long. Lineage: Eukaryota; Viridiplantae; Streptophyta; Magnoliopsida; Fabales; Fabaceae. The record is from the annotation of a GenBank genome assembly.